Molecule: messenger RNA, 3913 nt
Organism: Pundamilia nyererei
Lineage: Eukaryota; Metazoa; Chordata; Actinopteri; Cichliformes; Cichlidae
Gene: adam22
Product: ADAM metallopeptidase domain 22
Exons: 31
Coding region: 281-3136 (951 amino acids)
Biological process (GO): proteolysis
Cellular component (GO): postsynaptic density membrane
Molecular function (GO): metalloendopeptidase activity
Source: RefSeq, a predicted model, not a curated record
AGAUCUCCCUCCCAUCCUCCCGCCCUCUCUGUUUCUCUCUCUCUCUCGCCUCCAGCAUUCUCCGCGCUGCUGAUCCGCGGGGUUUCGGUGCGCUCAAACGCGCUCGGCGUUCAGACUCCUAAGCACCCCCGAUGGCCCCCCAUCAGCGACACUGCACUAACCAGACGACCAGCCCCGGCUUGAAGCUCCCUUAGCGAAGGCAGGACCCCGAGAGUCCUCUCCUGGAAUACCGCAUUGUUUAUAAUUUCCAGCCACACAGAAAGAGAGAGAGACGGAGGAGAUGGUGCUGAUGAUGCGCCCGCGAUGGUGGAUUUCCCUUUUGUGCGUCUGUGAAUUGAUGCACGUCGGUCACCAGAGCAGCCCUAACGCCGGAGAUGGAGACGCCUUGUCGAGCUUGAAGGCUCUUCGUGAUGCGGGUAGGUUUGUCGGGAAGGAGGACACUGUGCCUCUCCGCCUGCUCUACAGCAGGCACAACCACAGCCAGAUCACACAGGACGAGCUCAGCACCAGGAUUAAAGCCAGCGCCAGCUCCGACUCCACGCAGGUGAACCAUGUGGCCCAAGCGAGCUUUCAAGUUGACGCUUUUGGUCGGAAGUUCAUUUUGGAUGUGGAACUGAAUCAUGAUCUCCUGUCUUCGGGCUAUGUGGAGAGGCAUUCAUCAGAAAACGGGAAGACUGUCAUUUCCAGUGGCGGAGAGCACUGCUACUAUCAAGGAAAGGUCAGAAACAUCCCUCACUCCUUUGUGGCUCUCUCAACCUGUCACGGGCUGCAUGGGAUGUUUUUCGACGGCAAUCACACCUACAUGAUUGAACCUGGAGGACACGGCAGCAGCAAUGGGGAUAUUCGCAUUCACAUGAUCUACAAAUCUGCCGGUGAAGAGGCAAUUAACGAUCUCCUUGGUGGCACUCUACCAGAACCACCUUUUCCCAGCCCUCCAUUUCCAGGGUCAAAAGUUGUGCACAGGAGGAAAAAGAGACAGGCUCCACGUUUGUCACGAAGUGUAGAAGAUGAGACCAAAUACAUCGAGCUGAUGGUGAUCAAUGACCAUUUAAUGUAUAAGAAGCACCGGCUUUCCGUCGGGCAUACGAACAACAACGCUAAGACAGUGGUCAAUAUCGCUGACAUGAUUUUCAGGGAACAACUUAAUACCCGAAUUGUGCUCGUUGCAAUGGAAACCUGGUCAGCUGACAACAAAUUUAACAUUGACGAUGACCCCAUGGUGACUCUGAAGGAGUUCAUGAAGUACAGGAAAGACUUCAUCAAGGAGAAAUGUGACUCUGUUCACCUCUUCUCAGGGUCUCGCUUUCAUAGCAGCUGGGGUGGAGCUUCCUAUAUGGGCGGAGUUUGCUCUCUCACCAAAGGAGGGGGCGUCAAUGAGUAUGGGAAAACUAAUGAGAUGGCCAUUACCCUCGCACAGUCUCUUGGACAGAACAUCGGCAUCUUCUCGGACAAGAAGAGGAUCCUUAACGGUGAAUGCAAGUGUGAUGAUCGCUGGGCCGGCUGUAUCAUGGAUGACAUUGGUUUUUACCUGCCCAAGAAAUUCUCUGACUGCAAUGUGGAGGAGUACUAUAACUUCUUGAACAGCGGUGGAGGAGCCUGUCUGUUCAACAAACCUCUGAAGCUGUUAGACCCUCCAGAAUGCGGCAAUGGCUUUGUGGAGCCAGGAGAGGAGUGUGACUGCGGAAACCCAGCGGAAUGUGCAAAAGAAGGAGAGAACUGCUGCAAGAACUGCACCCUGACUCAGGGCUCUGUUUGUAGCAAUGGACUCUGCUGCAAUAACUGCCAGAUGGAGUUCAGGGGAAUUGUGUGCAGAGAUGCGGUGAAUGACUGUGACAUCCCGGAAAUCUGCUUGGGCAAUUCCAGCCAGUGUCCACCAAAUGUGCACAAGAUGGAUGGUUACACAUGUGAAAAAGACCAAGGUCGCUGCUUCAGUGGAAGGUGCAAAACCAAAGACAGACAGUGCAAGUUCAUUUGGGGAGAAAAGGCAACAGCAGCUGACAAGUUCUGCUACGAGAAGCUUAACAUCGAAGGGACAGAAAAAGGCAACUGUGGAAAAGACAAGGACACGUGGAUCCAGUGUAACAAGCAGGAUGUUCACUGUGGCUAUCUGCUGUGCUCCAACAUCUCUCCUGCUCCACGACUGGGAGAGCUGCAGGGAGGGCUGACUUCAUUCUCUGUAGCCCAACACAGUGCCUCUUUGGACUGCAGUGGUGCUCACGUGGUGAUCGACGGAGAUAUAGACCUGGGAUACGUCGAGGACGGGACGGCCUGCGGCACAGACAGCAUCUGCUUCAACCACAAAUGUCUCCCCAUCCAGCAGUUCAACUUCAGCACCUGCCCAGGGACGACUGACAAGGCCAUUUGCUCUGGAAAUGGGGUGUGCAGCAAUGAGCUGAAGUGUGUGUGUAACCAGGGCUGGACAGGAGAGGAUUGUAGCUUCAUGUUUCCUGUGGCCAAAACCACAGCCUCAGUUUCAGGUAUCAACAGCACUAACAUCAUCAUCGGGGCUAUUGCGGGCUCUAUCCUCUUCCUCGCCCUAAUACUGGCUGUAACAGCCUGGUGCUACAAGAGCUACAAGCAGAAAUGCUACAUUGAGUCUGAGGUUCACCGGAGAUUCUGCCGGCAAAUGCCUCCAGGUGAUUAUGUCACAAAACCUGGGGAUGCAGAUUCAUUUUACAGCGACAUGCCUCCGGGUGUAAGCACAAACUCGGGCUGCAGCUCCAAGAAGAGGUCAGCCUGCCUGUCGCACCUGCAGAUUUGCACCCCGUCCUUCACUCCCUCCAUCCCAUCCAUUUCUCAGAACCGCUCACUGUUUGCCUUCAGAUCUAAUGGCCUGUCCCACUCGUGGAGUGAGAGAAUUCCAGAUGCCAAACACAUCACUGACAUCUGUGAAAAUGGGCGACCAAGAAGCAACUCGUGGCAAGGAAACCUGAGCGGUAAUCGUAAGAAACUGAAAGGAAAGAAGUUCCGUGCUCGCUCGAACUCCACAGAGACGCUAUCGCCUGCCAAGUCUCCCACCUCCUCCACAGGAUCUAUUGCAUCCAGCAGGAGGUACCCAUACCCUAUGCCUCCUCUCCCCGAUGACCAGAGGAAAGCCAACAGGCAGAGUGCCAGGUUGUGGGAGACCUCAAUAUAACAGCUGUCUUGCCCUCUCUACACAAGACUAUAAAGAACUACACAUCUCUCCUUUUCUAUGAAUGAACAAACACAAAAAUGAUACAAAAUUGACUCUAAGCGACUAAAGAGGAAAAAGAGAGAGCCCCACCCACCCACUGGACAGGAAACAGGCAGAGUUUGAGUUUGAGUUAAUGUGACCAAGCAUCUGCGAGGCCGUAUUGCCAAACAGCCUCAUUCAGUGGAUCUCUACGUGACGAUGUGGAGUCCCGGCAGAGACACCAGCUCCACAUCCUCUCCAGACCAGCUGGAGCUCAGACUGAGCUGUUCCUGCUGUCUGCUUAAAGCUUCACCAACGCGACACAACCCCACCCAAAACCCCCACACCACCCUUACCCCUCUUUAGCUUGUCUCAUGUCGUAUUCACUUCAGCAUCAUCCCAUCUGAAUUGUACAGGCUCCUCUCUGAAAGGAGCUGUGGGAGCCAGGCCAUUGCCGGAUCUGCGUCGGAUCAUUUUGACGUGAAUUACUGUAGAAACGCCAACACUGUAUGCAUGAGACGACCGUGUUUAUCGGCAACUCCCUCCUACCGAAAAGACGAGACGGACAGCGGUCUGACCCGAAAGGAAAGCAUGCAAAUGGGGCUGUGAUUUUAUAACGUCUGUAGGCUUAAUGCUUUCUCUCCACUAAAGGUAACUCAUAUUGUAUCACCGCAACAUGGACCCCACUCUGCUGUUCCUCCCUUUGGUUUGUGUGUAAAUAUGUACAGUAAAAUACACACAGAGUAUGGGUUUUCUUUU